Molecule: messenger RNA, 3327 nt
Organism: Strongylocentrotus purpuratus (purple sea urchin)
Lineage: Eukaryota; Metazoa; Echinodermata; Echinoidea; Camarodonta; Strongylocentrotidae
Product: ethylmalonyl-CoA decarboxylase-like
Exons: 1
Coding region: 43-726 (227 amino acids)
Biological process (GO): fatty acid beta-oxidation
Cellular component (GO): cytosol
Molecular function (GO): enoyl-CoA hydratase activity
Source: RefSeq, a predicted model, not a curated record
CCCUUUUAAAAUGGCUGCAACUUUUUUUCUUUUCCAGGAAAAAUGAUGGUGGACUUCUCAGAUGUCAUCGAUGACCUGGAAGUGUGGGAGCAUGGCAAGGGUUUCAUUCUCCACGGCAACGAAGAGAGUGACCAUUUCUGCAGUGGUGGUGACCUAUCCGUCUUGUGCGGCUUGGAUAAACCUGAAGCCGGGGGAAUGAUGUGCCUCUUCAUGCAGAGCACCCUGGGAAGAUUGCGACACCUCCCGCUUAUCAGUGUCGCACAUGUUCACGGGCAAGCGGUAGGGGGCGGAGCUGAGCUCUCGACGGCGUGCGACUUCCGCCUGUGGACGGAAACCACGCAGCUCCAGUUCAAGCAGGCCAUGUUGGGACUCUCCCCCGGGUGGGGCGGCGGUUCGCGGCUGGUGCGCCUUGUUGGACCGCAGAAGGCGCUGCAGCUUCUCGCGGGUUGCCGAACGGUGACAGCUACAGAAGCGCUGGAGAUGGGCCUCGCCGAUGACGUCUUGCCAAGUAGCAGCGAUAGUGUGCAACAUGCUGUUGAGUGGUUAAGUCAAUACACACGUGCAUCUGUAGACAUAGUAAACGGCAUCAAGGAACUCGUGCUCGCAGCCUCCCACCUACCUCUGGACAAAGCAUUAAAGGUUGAGCGUGAGAUAUUCACCAGUUGCUGGUGCAGCCCAGAGCACGUGGAAAAAUUCAAGAAUGUUUUAGAGAAAUUACAGAAAUAAGCCUGUUGACCAACUCAAUGCAUGUGGAAACCCAGUAAUAUGGAUAAAAAUUUGUGAUCAUAAUGAUUUCAGUUUGGUUGCUUUCUGAAUUAACAUCCUAGGCUGCAAUAUCCUUUCAAAUAUGUAUUUAUUUAUUUAUGUUAUUGUCUUCCUUGUAAUGGAACAGGUGUGUCGAAACAUUUUUCUUGCAUCUAGACUGCUAAAUGAUAGAAUACUUACAGUAGUGACUGAGACAGAGAAAAGAUUUAUUGUGUCUUGCACUGUUUGACUGAAGUGAGUAAAUGAACUUAAAGUGUAACAAUCAUCUAAAAAACUAAACAGAGUACAGCUAGAAUGUAUAAAUCAACCUCAAAAACUUGCAAAGCAUUCUAUGGGCUAACAGAUAAGGAGUAUGAAACAAAUGAAGUUUAGGAUAAUAUAGCUCGCAUGGAACCUAAUACUGACUUGGGCUUCGUGUUGGCCCUAUUAUAUGAAAGUGCAUGUGGGUGCGUGGCUGUCCAAAAGUCUUACAAGUUGUUUUUAUGUUAAUUGAAAUUGUCGUUUCAACUUGCAAAAUCUGUUUACAGAAGUAAUAUUUGAAGCUCAUAUUGUGAAUAUAGUAUUAUUUUGUGAAAUUAUGAACGCACAGAACAAAUUAUUUGUUGAUGCAUGAGCCCUAGGCACAAACAAAAAUAGAAUUUGGGGGUCCAGGCUAAGAUGUUGGCUGCCCAUGUGUCGGGGGCGCCUGUACAUGUAAAUGUUGAAUUCUGCUUUUAUAAUGAAUGUGACAUUGUGCCAAAUCUUCUGAUGUUGUUGUUGUCUAGAAGCUGAGAAUGAUUUUAACAGAACAAGAAGUGACAUGUAAAUCAAAGCAUGUUUUAUGAUAGGAUGAUUGUGGUUCAUGUACAUCUUCAACUAAAACAUAUGGGCUCAGAGACUACAUGUACUUUAAUGUACAUGUAAAUAGAUUAUUAUUGUUCAUGUACAUGUAUGUUGAAGAAUGAAAUGAUUUGUUUAAUGUGACAGAGAUUUGCCAAAGACACAUCAAUGCAAAGUGUAGACAAUUUUUGGUUUAACAUGUAAAGGUAUUAUCUUUCUGAAAAACUUUUCCACAAACAUAAGCUGCAUGUGGCAGUCUAGCUUGAACAUAAAUGAACAUACAUGUAGAUUAUUAUUAUAUGUUGAAGAAUGGAAUGAUUUGUUUAAUGUGACAGAGAUUUGCCAAACGUACAUAUACAUGUACAUCAAUGCAAAGUUGCAAACUGUAAACAAUUUUUAGUUUUGGUUUAACAUGUAAAGGUAUUAUCUUUCUGAAAACUUUUACACAAACAUAAGCUGCAUGUAGCAGUCUAGCUUGAACAUGAAAGAAUGUGCUAUUAGUAGUUAAAUGAUAUUUUCUAGCAUUGUUUAGGAAUAUAUACAUGUAUAUGUACAUCUCCAUACAUUUACAUCUCCAUGUACAUAUGUAUCAUCUUGAAAUACUGUCAUGAUUAUUCAAACAUAAAGUGUGCUGAGCAGUGCUGUAGUACGCGUUUUAAAAGAUGGUUUGUAAACUUCCGCUAUUUUGUUGUGUUCGACUUUGAUGCCAAAUGCGUCGUAUUCAAGCCAAAGCACUAAAAUAACAGGAAUUCCAUGAAAAUACUGUAAGAUUUACUGGGGUCGAUUUUAGGGGUAAAUGCUUACUGUACGUGGCAAAUUUUUAAUAUUUUGUGGUGUAGCUUAUAGUGGGUGAGGGGGGGGGGGGUCUCUGUUAUCUCCUUUCUUGAGUUGAAAUAAUGAAACAAAAGAUCACUUACCAGUAUUUUUUGUUUGUAAUGAUACCUUGACUAAAAUCAAGAUAUAUACCCCUCCUUCCCCCCCCCCCCCACACACAAUAUCAAUUUUCUUUUCUUUUUACUUUUAAUCUUCAAAAUCAUGAAGAUCUGUGUAUGUAGAUUAUCAGUUGUGUCUUGCAGGCACACUAAAAACUGUGUUACACCCUGCUCAUUAAAGUGUAGGGCAUUAACUUGCUGUUUGGUGUACAAAUGCCGAAGGUUAAUUUUUGUUUGUUUACCUCUGACAUUCUGAAUAACCUGGCACCUGAUGUACAUGUGAUAUGACUUUUACUACGCAUGGGGCCUCCAUUUAACGUUCUAUCCAAGUAAUGAUCAUGAUGAUCCAAUUGCGUCAUCAUGCCUCCAAAUAUACUAGUCGUAUCAUCAUCAGGAACCUCCAUCAGGACAAUUUUACUUGUUUGAUUAUUGAAGGAUCAUUUUCUUACAAAAUCGUAAAUCUUAGGUGUUUAACACAAUGUACAUUUAUCUUUAAAUUUAAUGUACAUUUAUUCCUGGGAAUUGUCACCCUACAUCAAAGCUAUACUUUCAUUUAUGUUGUGUUUAAUUUUGACGGUCAAAGAGAUGAUAUUGAUAUGAAUUAUUUGUGAUUGUGGUAAUUUUAUUGAUUUGAAUUGAACUGAAAUAAUUCUUUGCUGGAGUAUUUGCAUGAAGUGCUGCAUGAUAAUAUUAUACUUGUUCAAGUGCAUUGAGUGUUUAAAUGUACAAUUUACAUGUACAUUAAAAGGAUUCAUUGUCAAGAAAACCUUGUCAAAAGAACUCUAUGGUAAUACAAUCAUAUGAAAUAGAA